AUGCUUUCGAGAAGCCUCAUUCGAACUUCGCACAGAGCCUUGCGCUCAGCAGCCCCACGAACCAUUCCUGUGCCCGGAUCAUUUGCCCGUACCGAUGACUCAAUCACCGUGGAAUACCCUGAAGAGGGUGACUUGCCGUCCAGUGUACCAGUCCAGGGCCGCGGUGGCCAGCAUAUGAAGCGGACACUGGCCUCGUUCUCGUUGGAGGGUAGGGUCGGCGUUGUCACUGGAGGUGCCAGAGGCCUAGGGCUGGUGAUGGGUCAGGGUAUGGUUAUUUCGGGCGCUAAUUUGGCAAUUGUCGACAUGAACAAAGAAGAAGCUGAGAAGCAGGCCACCGAGCUGGUUGCGAGCUUUCGAAGAGAAAACCCGGGGUCGGCUCGCGUUCCCAAGGUGACUGCUCACUACGCCGAUGUGUCGGAUGCGGACAGUGUCCAAAGUUGCAUUGACGAGGUUAUCAGAGAGCACGGCAAGAUCGACAAUCUUGUGACCAGUGCCGGUUUCACGGAGAAUUUCAAGGCUGUCGACUAUCCUAUCGACCGCAUGCGCAAGCUGUGGGGCGUCAAUGUUGAUGGAACGUACUUGUUUGCAACAAAGGUCGCCAGGCACCUGAUGGACCGCAAGUCCCCUGGCAGCAUGGUGUUCAUUGGCAGUAUGAGUGGUAGCAUCGUGAACGUUCCGCAACCUCAGGCUCCUUACAACGGUGCUAAAGCUGCAGUUCGACACUUGGCUGCAUCGUUGGCUGUCGAGUGGGCCGAAGCUGGAAUCAGAGUCAACUGCAUCUCUCCCGGUUACAUGCUGACUUCCUUAACCGAGAAGAUUCUAGACGACAACCCAGAUCUGAAGAGGCAGUGGACUUCGCUCAUCCCGCAAGGGAAAAUGGGCCAACCCGUCGACCUGAUGGGCCCUGUCACCUUCCUGCUUUCCGAUGCUUCGCAAUAUGUUACUGGAGCAGACCUGCGUGUUGAUGGUGGCUACACUGUUACCUGA
Truncatella angustata is the source of this 987-nucleotide messenger RNA. RefSeq lists its product as uncharacterized. Lineage: Eukaryota; Fungi; Ascomycota; Sordariomycetes; Amphisphaeriales; Sporocadaceae. The transcript is spliced from 5 exons. The record is from RefSeq and is a predicted model, not a curated record. Gene Ontology annotation, molecular function: oxidoreductase activity, acting on NAD(P)H, oxygen as acceptor. Bases 1 to 987 code for a protein of 328 amino acids. Gene Ontology annotation, cellular component: intracellular anatomical structure.